UUGUAAUCAUAAGCGAAGGGAACCUUUGUGUUUUGCUGUUUUCUGUACACCGAAACCUUUCAUUCGUCAAUGUCUGGCUAACUGCAGUUUGAUCGCCGUGUGCAAAUUUGUCGCAGGGGCCUAUACUGGGUCGUCAGCGAUGCUUUCAGAAGCCAUUCACUCGGUCGUUGACUCUGGAAAUCAACUCUUAUUGUUGUAUGGGAUUAAAAAAGCCAAUCAAGAGGCAGAUGAUCAACAUCCCUUUGGCUAUGGUAUGGAGCUUUAUUUCUGGACUUUUGUUAUCGCUAUUCUGAUUUUUGCGAUUGGUGCUGGGCUUUCCCUCUAUAAAGGGUUUCUGCAUAUUCAACAUCCCUCACCCAUGAACAGCCCUUAUGUGAACUAUAUCGUUUUAGUUGUGAGCAUGGUUUUUGAAGCAAUUGCUUGUACCAUUGCCUAUCGUGAGUUCAAUAAAGUUAGAGAAAGCACAAGUUUUUUCAAAGCGAUACGUCAUUCGAAAGAUCCAACUAUUUUUACAGUGCUUUUCGAAGAUACUGCUGCAAUGAUUGGUCUUAUCAUCGCCUUUUUAGGUGUGGCUGGGAGUCAUAUUUUAGGUUGGCAUAUCUUAGAUGGUGUUGCCUCAAUCAGUAUCGGCAUAGUCCUUGCCUUAGUCGCGAUUUUUCUAGCCAUUGAAUGCAAAGGACUAUUAAUCGGAGAAGCUGCCGAUCCACUAAUCGUCAAUGAGAUCCGGGAUUACCUCCAAAAUGACACUCGCAUCAAAAGAACCAAUGAGCUAUUAACGAUGCAUUUUAGCCCGAACGAAAUCUUAUUGAAUGCAAGCCUAGAUUUUAAAGACGGCCUUUCUGCGGAAGUUGUAGAAGCAGCAAUUUCAGAAUUUGAAGGGAGUAUAAAAUCCAAAUUUCCGUCGAUCAGACGAGUUUUUAUUGAGGCACAAAGUUGGAAAGGACAUCAAGAAAACGCUUUGACAGAGGGAAAUACUGAGUCAUAA
Stylophora pistillata is the source of this 985-nucleotide messenger RNA. Its product is annotated as zinc transporter 9-like. Lineage: Eukaryota; Metazoa; Cnidaria; Anthozoa; Scleractinia; Pocilloporidae. The record is from RefSeq and is a predicted model, not a curated record.